CUAACUGAGGAACAGUUGCUAAGAAUCAAAGACAAAAAAACAGCCAUUAAAUAAUCCCGCAUCGAAGAAAACAAUUUCCAUUGAUAUUGUUAGUAUUGAGCUUUCUUGUGAUGAAACGUGACAUGGAUUCGCCAGCGCCUCCUUCCCCAAUAGGCUUCGAAGGCUUCGAAAAACGUCUGGAAAUCACUUUCUUUGAUCCAGCCAUCUUCAAGGACACAAAUGGGCUGGGCCUCCGAGCCUUAUCUAAAACCCAGCUCGACUCCAUCCUCCAACCAGCCUGUUGCAACAUAGUUUCCCAGCUCUCCAAUCCCAACUUCGACUCUUACGUCCUCUCCGAGUCAAGCCUCUUUGUUUACCCAAACAAAAUCAUCCUCAAGACAUGCGGAACCACAAAGCUCCUCUUAUCAAUCCCCUCGAUUCUUCAGCUCAGUAACUCGCUCUCACUCACUGUGUCACGAGUCAACUACUCACGUGGCACCUUCAUUUUCCCUGAUCACCAACCUGCCCCUCACCGUAACUUCUCCGAGGAAGUUACCGCGCUAAACGAAUUUUUUACUGAUUAUAUUACGGAGGCUUAUAUAAUUGGCGAUCCGAGGUUUCCUACUCGUAGCUGGCACGUUUACUCGGCUGUAGCAAAAUGUUCACAGCCGUUGAUGGAAGAUCCAAGGGAAUUGGUUACUCUGGAAAUGUGCAUGACGGGUUUGGAUAGAGAAAAGGCAGGCGUGUUUUACAAAAAGUCGCGGAAUGGGAAUUGUUCGGCACGUGAAAUGACGAAAACGUCCGGAAUUGCUGACAUCAUCCCGAGUCACGUGAUAUGCGACUUCGACUUUGACCCGUGUGGGUAUUCGAUGAAUGGGAUCGAGGGACUUGCUUACUGUACGGUCCACGUGACCCCAGAAGAGGGGUUCAGUUACGCUAGCUACGAGGCGAUGGGGUUCGACACUGAUUCUGUCAAGCUGGAACCUCUAGUUAAAAGGGUGCUGACAUGUUUUUGUCCGAACGAGUUUUCUGUUGCGGUCACGUGCCAUGGUGGCGGGGCUCGUUUCUGGGCCAUGGAAGGUGCUGACGUGGAAGGCUACUCGCGUCGGUAUAUGGUGAAGCAGGAGCUGCCAGGUGGAGGGUGUGUGGUUUACUGGACUUAUUUCUCCAAGGGAGAGAGGUGCACAUUGCGCGCCCCUGCUAAAUUGACCAUGCAGUGCUGGAAGGAAGCGGUGGAGGAAGAGGAGGAGGUGGCUGGCGCGGUGGCUUGUCAGUGUAUUUCAUCAGCCUGAGAGUUGGAAGCUUUGGCAGCGUGUCAUUUACAGGCUGUCAUGAGUUAUUUUUAGUUUUCAGUUAAUAAAAAUUGUGGGGGUCAAAGUUGGCUCUGGGUAAGUUUGGUAGGUCGAGUGUUUUAAAAUGGGUUUGGCAUAAUCUUUGUUUGGGUGUCCCUAAAGCUGUUGUCAAUGUCAUUUCCAUGCUUUGUGAGCACAGGUAGAGUGGAAUUCUAUAAUUGCUUCUAGUAUGGACUGAUCUGAGUUGGAAGAUUAUUUCAAAUUUGAUUUGUCAUUCCUUUAUACUGUUGGAGAAAACUAAUGUAGUGUUUUUUCACGCUUGAGGAUGUGAAUGGUUACAAAAUAUGGCAGUCGUCAAAGUCAAUGUAAUCAUUUUGUGUUCACGUUUAACUUUUAAGGUUGAAUUUGGACUUAAUGCAAUCAAUGAAUCAGUGAAAAAUGUGUUGUAACGGUG
Molecule: messenger RNA, 1725 nt
Organism: Theobroma cacao (cacao)
Lineage: Eukaryota; Viridiplantae; Streptophyta; Magnoliopsida; Malvales; Malvaceae
Product: S-adenosylmethionine decarboxylase proenzyme-like
Biological process (GO): spermine biosynthetic process; spermidine biosynthetic process
Cellular component (GO): cytosol
Molecular function (GO): adenosylmethionine decarboxylase activity
Source: RefSeq, a predicted model, not a curated record